UGAGGGGGCAGACCGGAUUCCUAAGUGAUGGAGGGUGGAACCUGCUGAGGGGGGUCACACUGAUGAGGGUUGGGCCGCACUGAGGGGAGGAGUCACCUUGAAAGGAGGGGUCACAAUGACUGACGGAGUCACUCCGAGAGAGCCCAAGGAUUGGGCAGGUUCCUGAGCCCGGCCCUCUAUGGACAGUGACCCGAAGGAGGGGAGAAAGAACUCCCAGGGCAACUAAAAGACGUUUGAGCUUCGUGUACGCACCAUCAGCCCUUACUUCCCUUCAGUUAUUCAAGCUCCGGCCCGCGCGGCUGACCUAUCCGCCAAGUCGUAGAGGCCAGGGGAUGAGGAUGGGGGUGCGUACCUGAGGGGGCGUGGCUGCUGCCCCGAGGCCGGGCUAGAAGGAGUUAAGCGGAGGCCUGGCCCAACCCCGCCCCCGGCAGGCCGCGGAGCCUCAGCCCCAGCGGCAAAGCCGCGACGCCGCCGCCCGCCCGCCUCCGCCUGCUGGGAACCAGCCCGCCGGCGCCCGGGAGCGCCGCUGCCACGGUCGUCGCCGCUGCCACCACAGACGCUGCCUUGUCCAGGCCCUUCGCGAAGCGGACCGGCGUCCACCCUAGCCCAGCAAGCGGGUGCGGCGGGGGCGGGCCCAAGAUCUUAGGCAGAUCUUCCAUUCUAGGGGCGGGAGAGGGAGUCUCUGCGCCCGGGAUCGGGCUGGGCCCGCGCCAAUGGCGAAAGCGGCCUGCCCGGGCCCCGGGGACCCUGCCAUGUGAGGCAGGCCCAGGCUGGGGGCCCGGCCAUGGCCGGGGAACGGCCCCCACUGCGGGGCCCUGGGCCCGGGCCCGGAGAGGCGCCGGGGGAGGGGCCCCCGGGGCCGGGGGGCGCAGGCGGAGGCCCGGGCCGGGGCCGCCCCUCCUCCUACCGGGCUCUCCGCAGCGCUGUGUCCAGCCUGGCGCGCGUGGACGAUUUCCACUGCGCGGAGAAGAUCGGGGCCGGCUUCUUUUCUGAGGUAUACAAGGUUCGGCACCGACAGUCAGGGCAAGUCAUGGUGCUGAAGAUGAACAAGCUCCCCAGUAAUCGGGGCAACACGCUACGGGAGGUGCAGCUGAUGAACCGGCUCCGGCACCCUAACAUCCUAAGGUUCAUGGGGGUCUGUGUGCACCAGGGACAGCUGCACGCUCUUACAGAGUAUAUGAAUGGGGGGACCCUGGAACAGCUGCUCAGCUCUCCUGAACCCCUAUCCUGGACAGUCAGGCUCCAUCUGGCUUUAGAUAUUGCUCGAGGGCUGCGGUACCUGCAUGCCAAAGGUGUAUUCCAUAGGGACCUCACAUCCAAGAACUGUCUGAUCCGACGGGAAGACCGAGGCUUCACAGCUGUCGUGGGUGACUUUGGGCUGGCUGAAAAGAUUCCUGUGUAUAGGGAAGGGGCAAGGAAGGAGCCGUUGGCUGUGGUGGGUUCCCCAUACUGGAUGGCUCCAGAGGUGUUGCGGGGUGAGCUAUAUGAUGAGAAGGCUGAUGUCUUUGCCUUUGGGAUUGUCCUCUGUGAGCUCAUCGCCCGAGUACCUGCAGACCCUGACUAUCUACCCCGCACUGAGGAUUUCGGCCUAGAUGUGCCUGCUUUCCGAACCCUGGUGGAGGAUGACUGCCCGCUGCCUUUCCUGCUCCUGGCCAUCCACUGCUGCAGUAUGGAUCCCAGCACCCGUGCCCCCUUCUCUGAAAUCACCCAGCACCUGGAAUGGAUCUUAGAGCAGCUGCCUGAGCCAGCCCCCCUUACUAGGACACCCCUGACACAGAAUCAAGGGUCUGUUCCAAGAGGGGGUCCUUCUGCUACACUUCCCAGGCCAGACCCCCGGCUCUCCCGAAGCCGAUCAGACCUCUUCCUACCCCCAUCACCAGAAUCACCCCCCAACUGGGGGGACAGUCUGACUCGAGUCAACCCAUUCUCACUACGGGAAGACCUCCGGGGUGGCAAGAUCAAGCUCUUGGACACACCCAGCAAGCCAGUCGCCCCCCUACCCCUUGUACCACCAUCGCCACUGCCCUUCACCCAGCUGCCCUCAGUGACCACUCCAGAGAACCUGGUCCAGCCUGGGACACCUGCCCGCCGCUGCCGCUCACUACCUUCAUCCCCUGAGCUCCCGCGACGUAUGGAGACAGCACUACCAGGUCCUGGCCCUCCCCCCGUCGGCCCUUCAGCUGAAGAGACUAUGGAGUGUGGGGGCAGCAGCCCUGAGCCAGAACUCCCAGGACCAGCUCCCCAGCUGCCUCUGGCCGUGUCCACAGACAACUUUAUCAGCACUUGUUCCUCAGCCUCCCAACCCUGGUCCCCUAGAUCAGGACCUCCCCUCAACAACAACCCCCCAGCUGUGGUGGUUAACUCCCCACAAGGCUGGGCUGGGGAGCCCUGGAACCGGGCCCAGCACAGCCUGCCCCGGGCAGCAGCCCUAGAGCGGACAGAACCCUCACCACCCCCUUCAGCUCCCCGGGAGCCUGACGAGGGGCUGCCCUGUCCGGGCUGCUGUCUCGGCCCCUUCAGCUUCGGCUUCUUGUCCAUGUGCCCCCGCCCCACACCAGCUGUUGCCCGCUACCGCAACCUGAACUGUGAGGCGGGCAGUCUCCUCUGCCACCGAGGGCACCACGCCAAGCCACCCACGCCCAGCCUGCAGCUGCCCGGGGCACGCUCUUAGCAGUGGGGCCUGUGCUCUCAGGCCUCCACCUAUGGCCUUCAGGACACCCUGUGAGGACACAGUGCACUUGCCGGACAGUGCCAGCCCCAGAUGGGCUGACUGGCUCUUCUCUCCGUAUAGGGGAGCCUCAGCGUGGACUCGAGGGACAGAGCACUUCUGGUCCAGCCCUGGGCUUGUUGUCCCUUGGGGAUCACUGAACCAGACACAGCAUUGCUGACACAUGAGACUAACACGUGCAAUUAUUUAAAAAUAUUUCAAUAAAACUGCCUGGCUGGC
Messenger RNA from Otolemur garnettii (small-eared galago), 2947 nucleotides. RefSeq names its product testis-specific kinase 1 (gene TESK1). Gene Ontology annotation, biological process: positive regulation of stress fiber assembly; protein phosphorylation; actin cytoskeleton organization. Gene Ontology annotation, cellular component: nucleus; cytoplasm. The coding region runs from base 785 to 2671 and encodes 628 amino acids. The record is from RefSeq and is a predicted model, not a curated record. The transcript has 11 exons. NCBI's taxonomy places the organism in Eukaryota, Metazoa, Chordata, Mammalia, Primates, Galagidae. Gene Ontology annotation, molecular function: protein serine/threonine kinase activity; ATP binding.